Phytophthora nicotianae INRA-310 is the source of this 402-nucleotide messenger RNA. RefSeq lists its product as hypothetical. The coding region runs from base 1 to 402 and encodes 133 amino acids. The record is from RefSeq and is a predicted model, not a curated record. NCBI's taxonomy places the organism in Eukaryota, Oomycota, Peronosporomycetes, Peronosporales, Peronosporaceae. The transcript has a single exon.
AUGCACGCUUGCACAUCGACCAGCUGCCCGAACGCGUUGCGCAUGUGGAAGGCCCCCACGCCAUGUGCGGUCAACUGGAAACUGUCAAUACCUUCCACACAUUCUACUGGAGCCAAUUGUCGUAGCUGCUCAUUGCGAAUCAACCAGUCUGUGUCGGCUACAGAGUUCCUGGCUCCACUAUUGAGCUUGGAUCCCAGCCGUUCAUCGUUCACGAUCAUCACGGCCAUUGGUAAUCCGUCGGUGGCGGCUACACCCGCUGUCUCGCUCGUGUCGGUCGCUCCUGGGACCGCUGAAUUAGACGUACCUUUGAGCGAUCGCUGCUCGUCCGCACGCCGCCCUUGCGUUGCCGCCGCCGCCGUGACAGAUCAGCACGGGCACCAUCUACUUGCCGUUGUUGCCUGA